Molecule: messenger RNA, 681 nt
Organism: Equus quagga
Lineage: Eukaryota; Metazoa; Chordata; Mammalia; Perissodactyla; Equidae
Gene: DUXA
Product: double homeobox A
Exons: 5
Coding region: 1-681 (226 amino acids)
Molecular function (GO): DNA binding
Source: RefSeq, a predicted model, not a curated record
AUGCACAGCCUCCUGGGUAAUGUAGUUUCCCCCGCCUCUAACCAACUUCGCGAGGUGGGCCGUAACCAGGCAAUCGUCCUCGGCGCAGGUGGCUCACGAGGAACUGAUAGCCGCCCGGCCCCGCCCCCUUACACAGGGCGCAACUCAGGAGGAGCAGCCGGCAACGGGACCGACACCACAGCCGCAAAUCGUAGACGCAGCCGCACCAAAUUCACAGAAGAUCAAUUGAAAAUCCUCAUCAAUGCAUUCAACCAAAAACCUUACCCGAGUUAUGCUACCAAACAAAGACUUGCUUUAGAAAUCAACACUGAAGAGUCUAGAAUCCAGAUUUGGUUUCAGAAUCGAAGAGCUAGACACCGAUUCCAGAAAAGAUCAGAACCUGAGGAGCACUUAGAAUCAAGCCAAGAUGAAGAUCACCCUGAAGAAAAGAUUCAGAGUAGAGGAGACAGACGGUGCCGUACAAGCUACACUUCCUCCCAAUUACACACCCUCAUCGAAGCAUUUAUGAACAACCCAUAUCCUGGGAUUGAUUCCAGACAGCAACUUGCUAUCGAAAUUGGAGUUCCAGAGUCGAGAAUCCAAAUUUGGUUUCAAAAUCGAAGAUCUAGAUUCCACGUCCAGAGAAAAAGAGAACCUGAUGAGGCCUUAGAACAGAGACAAGACCAGGGACAAGAUCUCUGA